This is a messenger RNA of Sphaeramia orbicularis (orbiculate cardinalfish), 2755 nucleotides long. RefSeq names its product platelet derived growth factor c (gene pdgfc). The transcript is spliced from 6 exons. Gene Ontology annotation, biological process: positive regulation of ERK1 and ERK2 cascade; positive regulation of MAP kinase activity; positive regulation of phosphatidylinositol 3-kinase/protein kinase B signal transduction. The record is from RefSeq and is a predicted model, not a curated record. NCBI's taxonomy places the organism in Eukaryota, Metazoa, Chordata, Actinopteri, Kurtiformes, Apogonidae. Gene Ontology annotation, molecular function: growth factor activity; platelet-derived growth factor receptor binding. Gene Ontology annotation, cellular component: membrane. Bases 715 to 1743 code for a protein of 342 amino acids.
AGUUAACAUCUCGGGGAGUUUCCUCGGCUGGGAAGUUGUACUUUAUGUAUAGCACCUGUUGUGCGGUCAGUUGGCAGUCUCCAAAACCCAACCCCGGGAGCGCACUGAUAUUUUAUCUCAGUCUCCACUAAGUUAUGACUCAAGACUUCUCCAGACAACAGAACUCGCGAAUACUUUCUCGAUAAAGACUGUAUCAGGUUGCUGGACUCUUUACGCUGUCUCUGUGUGCGUCCGUUUUGCGUAAUGCGUAAAGCUUCCAGAGGAUUUAUGCAGACGGAGUCAAGGACGCACCGUGCACGCGCGCUUUAGCCAAGAUGCGUAAGUGCGUUUCUAAUACCCAUAGAUAAUACACCACGCAUAAGUACGCUUUUACAUGCAAAUUCCAGGAUUAGAACCGCUUAAAGCCAAACUUUUGGUGAACUUAUCCAACUUUUUUUUUUUUUUUUUUUUUUUUUUCACUGAACUAACAGGUGCGCACUUGCAUUACGCAGCAGUGCCAGGUCUGGAAAGGAUUUGACUUGAUUAAGGGAGACGUAAAUUUCGCUUUCUCCAAAAAGGGAUUGAUGAUUAAGAUUAUGUGGAUUCUACUCUGCCUGUAUCCUCUCCAAAUGUGUCCAAAACAGCACUGGUGUCCUGUAAACGACGCAUGUGUGUGGUGAUCCAAACCAUCCCCUGUCUACAGCGCUUUGUGAUCGCCAAACACCACUUAUCCAAAUGAUCCUUCCAUUAUUACUCCUUCUUGCAUCGCUUCUCCAACAAUAUGGCUCGAAAGCUGAAACAAGUCAUGUCAGCAAGUUUCACCUUCCAACUAUAAAGGAGCAAAACGGAGUACAAGAUUCCCAGCUGGAGAAGAUUCUAACAGUAUCUGGAGAGGGAAUGGUUACCAGCCCAGACUUCCCACACACAUAUCCCAGGAAUACAGCGUUAGUCUGGAGACUAGUGGCGACCGGCAACAUGAGGAUCCAGCUCACCUUCGACGAGAAAUUUGGUCUGGAGGAUCCUGAGGAUGGAAUAUGCAAGUAUGACUUUGUGGAGAUUGAGGAUCCCACUGAGAAGGCCGUGCUGGGUCGCUGGUGUGGCUCCCAGUCUGUACCAGCCACUCACGUUUCCAAGGGGAGUCAGAUCAGAAUCCGUUUCAUCUCUGACGAGUACUUCCCCUCAGAGCCUGGAUUCUGCAUCCGCUACUCCCUUCUGCCAGUGAGCGUAUCAGAACCUGAAGUUCCUGCAGUGCCUCCUCCUUCCCUGCAGGGAAUUGAAGAGUUGUCAGAGGCUGUGGCGGCGCUGGGCACAGUGGAGGAGGUCAUGAAGUACCUGGAGCCGGAGCGAUGGCAGCUGGACAUGGAGGAGCUCUACAAACCCACAUGGCACAUCCUGGGGAAGUCCUUCAUCCAUAAUAAGAAAGCCAGAGGAGGAGCUGAUCUCAAUCUGUUGAGGGAGGAAGUGCGACUGUACAGCUGCACACCACGGAACUUCUCGGUGUCCUUGCGUGAGGAGUUAAAGAGGACAGAUGCCAUUUUCUGGCCCAGCUGCCUCCUGGUGAAGCGCUGUGGUGGAAACUGUGCCUGCUGCUCUCACCGCUGCUACGACUGUCAGUGUGUCCCUGCGAGGGUCACCAAGAAAUACCAUGAGGUUCUACUGCUGAAACAUCGAAGCGGUGGACGAGGCCUGCAGAAGUCGAUGACUGAUGUGCCCUUGGAGCACCAUGAGGAGUGUGUUUGUGAGUGUAAGGAUGACUGGGACUGACCUAAGACAUGUUUAAUAGCUGUCACUGGAACCACACAGGAUGUUAGAAAUGAACCUUUGCCUUUGUUGCAGUGUUCUGUUUCUCAUCCACUUCCACUGGGAGCUAACAAGAUUCUCUUCUUAUCCUGUUGUCCUUUUGCUAAUUGGAUGAAGCAGAACAGACUAGAAUCUAAUAAAUCUUCUGAAUGGACUUGACUGCUGUGGAAUACCAAUAGUGUGCUCUGGGUGCAGUUUAGAGAGACUUAAAUUCACUGGAGCAGAUCUGGACUAUUACCUAUGGGCUCUGAGGACAAUUUUCUCCGACUCCUCCGAGAUAAGAACUGUAUUUGGCAUUGAGGCUUUUUCGCCUCUUCUUCUUGAGGUCCUUUUUUUUAAGUCACCAGCGUGGGCUGAUAGUGUCACGGAAAAUGGGAGCUUCUUUGUUCAAGUGUUUUAUGUUCAUAAGUGAGCUGGCUCCGGCUGCCUUACUCCCUGUAUGUGCUCCUCUAUUAUUACCAUCGAGGCAAAAAGGUGUUUUUCAUGAACGCUCUUCCUUUGCUGCUUCCUUGUUUCACCACAAAUUUAACACGGUGUCUCUAAAAUGCCUUUCUAAUGAGACUGUGUUAUGUGUAAAUAUUUCAUUUUCAUUGCCUUUCUGUACUAUUUUGCCUUUUCUACCAAAGAGUCUCAAGAAAAACAUGGAAGUUGCACAUGUACAACCAGUCGGACGUUCAUUAUAGCUCUGCAUUUGACCCAUGUCAGCAACGCUUUGUGUCAAAUCAGCUUUUUUCAGGAACACCUAGCAUCACGCUUUUCUUGUUACAUUUGAGAUUGUUCAUAUUAAAUAUUUAUUUGCUUAAUGAAAGUGAAAUGUUGGUCCAAAGUGUUUUGUUUGCUUAAUGUGUACAGUAGUAUUAGCCUCCAUUUUCUUUGUUACUAUUUUUUCAUUGCCUUUUGAAUUGUGGAUGUUUUCAUUUUCUGUUUUGCCAAAGGUGUUUCUGUAUGUUUCAUGUUAAUGAACACCAAAAAUAAA